CUCCCACUCGAACGCAUUCAUGAGACGCCUCACUCAUUCAAGCAUCCCAUUCACUCUCAUCGUGCUCGUGAUCCUCGCGCAGCAAGCCUCUGCAUGGGGUGCAGCAGGCCACGCCAUAGUCGCAACGAUAGCCCAAUCACUUUUGCACCCCUCCAUUCGCUCUCAUCUCUGCACAAUCCUCCCCUCUUUCACCUCCUACUCAUCUCCUUAUCCGCUCAAAGGCGCACCGCAUACACACUGUCACCUCGCCACACUAGCCUCAUGGCCAGAUACAGCUAAAUGGCGUAUGCCAUGGUCCGGUCACCUGCACUAUGUCAAUCCCUUGCACGAUGAUCCGCCCUCGAGCUGCGCUUACGGGGAGUACGGGUGGACGAGUGAGGAGAAUGUACUCACUGCAAUGGUGAACUACACGAGGCAGUUGAAGGAAAGCAAGGGAGGGUUCGAGAGGGACGCCGCACUUAGGUUCGUGACCCAUUUGGUGGGCGAUGCGCAUCAGCCGCUGCAUUUAACAGGACGUGCGAGGGGAGGCAACGAUGUGAUCGUGCGGUUCGAAGGGAGGCAAGCGAGGCUUCAUAGCGUUUGGGACAGUCAAAUUAUCAACGUACACAUGCGCAACCUCGCCAACUACACGACUCCCCUACCGUCGCUCCGCAUCGAGUCAGCGCUUCAAGGACGAGCGUACGAUGCGUACACGCGCUGGAUACUGAACGAAGGGUUGGGCGGCUGGUGGGCCGACGAGUGGGAGAGUUGGUCGAGCUGCUCUGACGGCGACCACAUUGAGCAGCAGGCGACAUCCGGCGGGCCGACCAACGACAUCGACGAAACCGACCUGCCGCUCUGCCCCAUGGCAUGGACGAAGCCGAUGCACCCGCUCGUCUGCAAAUACGCCUUCGCAUCGCCUGUUCCUGCACCGAGCGGGGCCGAGGAGGCUGAACAGCUCGGCAUGCACAACGGCGAGUACGAUGACAGUGCUUUCCCUGUAUCGUGGGGUGAAGCGAAGCGUCGACGUCGUCGAGGAAGGAGGGGUAGUGGUCGUCGCCCCGGUAGUCCUGGCAAUCCUUCGACACCCCCGCCCGACCAUCCGCAGCUGCCGGAACUCGCAGACGAGUACCUCGAGCGCAUCGAUGCUGACAAGGUGAUACAGAAGCAAUUGGCCAAGGCUGGAGUACGUCUAGCUGCCAUCCUGAACACGCUGCUCCUGGAGGAAGCUCAGGCUGCUGAGGCGCAGCAGGCAUCCCGGAUUGGUGGGAAGACGGAGAGUUGGCUCUUCACCCUUGGCGCCUCGCUGUGGCAGCCAUUGCGCCAGAGACUGGCCGUGUGGGGAUUCUGAAGCAUUGCAUGUGGCGUGGAAAUGAAAUUGAUCUGAUCUCUUUGCUUGUCCCUUGCGCAAUGACUACCUCGGCGUCC
This is a messenger RNA of Jaminaea rosea, 1407 nucleotides long. Its product is annotated as phospholipase C/P1 nuclease. Gene Ontology annotation, molecular function: endonuclease activity; nucleic acid binding. The transcript is spliced from 2 exons. NCBI's taxonomy places the organism in Eukaryota, Fungi, Basidiomycota, Exobasidiomycetes, Microstromatales. Gene Ontology annotation, biological process: DNA catabolic process. The record is from RefSeq and is a predicted model, not a curated record. Bases 20 to 1330 code for a protein of 436 amino acids.